Coregonus clupeaformis (lake whitefish) is the source of this 3823-nucleotide messenger RNA. Its product is annotated as coxsackievirus and adenovirus receptor homolog. Gene Ontology annotation, cellular component: bicellular tight junction; basolateral plasma membrane; intercalated disc. NCBI's taxonomy places the organism in Eukaryota, Metazoa, Chordata, Actinopteri, Salmoniformes, Salmonidae. The transcript has 7 exons. The coding region runs from base 103 to 1233 and encodes 376 amino acids. The record is from RefSeq and is a predicted model, not a curated record. Gene Ontology annotation, molecular function: cell adhesion molecule binding. Gene Ontology annotation, biological process: homotypic cell-cell adhesion.
AGUUUUGAUGCAUGGGGAGAGUGGUCUGUCUGUAAGGAGCGCCGCAGAAAUUCUUUUUUCACCCGAGUUUUAAAGGAAAAGUCUUGGAAUAGACAGAAAGGAAUGGAUUUCACGGUAUCCCACCUCGGCUCUGUAUUGAUUAUUCUCAUUGCAGGUGUAGCCAAUGGCCUGGAGAUCACAUCCCAGGGGCCCACGUCCAUAGAGAAGGCCAGCAGUGAGAGCGUCAAGCUGGACUGCCAGUUCUCUCUGGCCCCCGAGGACUCUGGCCCCCUGGACAUUGAAUGGAGCCUGCUGGCCUCCGACAACCAGAAAGAGGAUAAAGUGGUGAUCCUGUACUCUGGGGACAGGGCCUAUGAGGACUACUACCCUGCAGUGAAGGGGCGGGCCCACUUCAACUCAGCCGACCCUAAGAAUGGCGACGCCUCCAUCAACCUAACGGGUCUAAAGUCUAGUGACACUGGGACCUACCAGUGCAAGGUGAAGAAGGCCCCGGGCAUCCGCAGCAGGAAGAUGCUGCUGACCGUCAUGGUGAGGCCGUCCAAGCCCAGAUGCUAUGCCGAGGGCCCCACCCAGGAGGGUAAGGACGUGGUCCUGAGGUGUAUGUCCAGUGAAGGUACCAACCCCCUGCAGUACACCUGGGAGAAGACCAGCGACAACAAACUGCUGCCUGCCUCCGCCGUGCUAGACCCUGUGGGAGGCACCAUGAACGUAAGGAACGCGUCCACCAGCUCCUCGGGAACCUACCGCUGCACAGCUAAGAACCGAGUGGGCAUGGAGGAGUGUAUUCUACAGCUUGGCAUCACUCCCCCCCCCAACACUGCUGGUAUCAUAGCUGGAGCCAUCAUCGCUGUUCUGCUGGCCCUCAUCAUCAUCGCCAUCAUCCUCUUCUGCUGCUGCCGCGCCCGCAACAGGAAGAAGUACGAGAAGGAGAUCUCCUACGAGAUCAGAGAGGACGUCCCCCCUCCGAAGAGCCGCGUGUCGACAGCCCGCUCCUUCACCAGCGUGGGCAGCCAGCGCUCCUCCCUGGGCUCCAUGUCCCCCUCCAACCUGCACGAGUAUGCCCUCAAGCCCCAGUACGACAAGAUCCCCUCCGUGGAGGAGUACGAGAGGCCCCCCAGCCACGCACCCCUGCCCCCGCCCGUCGCCAGCAAGAUGGCCGGCCCCAACCUCAGCCGCAUGGGCGCCAUCGCCGUCAUGAUCCCCGCCCAGAACAGGGACGGCUCCAUCGUGUAGUGGAAAGAAACAGAGAAAGAUGGAGGGAAAGACUGGGGGACACUAGCCAGAGAGGUGGGGUGGCUGUGCUGCCUGAUUCUACCCUCCACCACUCACCACCAACUGGGACCCCCACUCUUCUCUGCUCUAUGGAGGUCUGGGUGUGGUGUUGUACUGAGGAGAAAAGAGAAGCCGUAUUGUACCAUGUCAUAUCAGACCCGCUAUGAACUAUUUACUGAAGACAAAAAACAGAGUUUUACUUCCUGAACUUUCUGACAGACAUAUGAAAAAUAUGAAUUCUAGGUUUGGUACAUUUGAAUGGUCAAUUCACACAGGUUGCUUUGUACAUAGUUGAAUGCAUUAUGCUUUUUAUCUAGCCGGCCCUGUCCAUAGAGAGGUGUGUUCAGAGCAGACCAAGGUCUCUGAUUGGCCUAUGGUGUGUGUGUACCAUGUACAGUAUUACAGCGUUCUGUGUAUGUUUCUGGGGGUGGGAAAUGUACACUUCUACUCUACUGUCUUUGGAUGAAAUACCCACAUAAUGAUCAGACACAUGUUUGAUCAAUUCACUUCUGUAACACACACCACUUUUUAAAGCUGUCUCAAGAAUAGGGGUUGCCGAAGGGAUUUUAGAGUUCUGCUUUUCAAAAUAAUUUGUUGUCAAGUAGUUACCUUUUUAAUUAUGUUCAUUCCACUGGUUGGACUGUGGCUGAUGUAAUGGUCAUGUUUGCCAGCCCUAAGAGAAAUUAGGUCAGCUGGUUGUUAUUUCGACAGUUGACCGUUUGAAAUGUCCAGCUUGGGCUGGAGGGGACGGAUGGACAGGGUUGGCUAACGACACGGAAGGGGGAGUUCAAACCACCACAUCUUGUGAUUAGUGGAUGAUUGUUUCUUUGUCUGGUUUCCAGUCCACCCCUCCAGUUCCUAGAACAGGCAGUGUUUUGGAUAAUAAGGGGGUAAAGGGUGAGGUUCACUGAGCAAUCAUAUUUGAUUGUGUUUGACUGCCACCAGCCCCCCAAACCCUCUGACCCCGCCAGUACACCCCUUCCCUCCCCCCAACACUGUAUGCUAUUAUUAACCAUCUCUGGUGUUUAACUAUCAAAUCCAAAGGUUUCCCCACAGUUAACCCCUGAAAAUGUUAUAUUUGUAACUGCACACUCAGGAUUCGAUAUCUCGAUGAAACAACUCUCAAUGGUCAUUAUGAAGUAAAAUAUGUUUAGUGGUUCAUUCAUGCACCACCAUUCAUGAAGGAUAAAUGAAGUAUGUACAGUUUAGUAGUUUACAUGAUAUAUGGAAGGAAGUGAGUGUUAAGGGGAAGAAGAAGAUAUUAGAAUACUGAGUCACAGGUGUUAGGUUUAGGCUGCACCAACAGUACAGUAACUCUGUUUUCCAGGGUGUCUGACGCACCCAUGCUCUCUCACUCUCACACAUACUCACAGCCCCCCAGUCAGUGCUUCUGCUCAGCCCAGAUGGGGUGUUUCUGGGAUUGACAUCACUGUUCUUGUGCCUUGUCCCUCCUGACUUGUAUCACACACAUACUGUUACAGCUACAGGCCACUAGGUGUGUGGGUGGGUGGGUGGGUGGGUGUGUGUGUGUGUGUGUGUGUGUGUGUGUGUGUGUGUGUGUGUGUGUGUGUGUGUGUGUGUGUGUGUGUGGGUACCCAGACUCCCAGGCUGUGCUCUAGUCUUCUAUCGUUGCUAUGUGCCAUACAUUUUGUAGCCAGCUGUCGUUGUAUGAUACAUGGCACAAUAGUUGUCUACAGUACAGAUGUAGUAUGUCUGUAGUACUAGGCCCACAUCGGGCAUGACAACCAGUCCACUUUUCAUGGUUCUGGUUCCUGUGUAAAUCCACAUCAACUGAGUGGAGGUUGGUUGCUUUACUCCCCCAUCCAAAUUAAAUUUUUUUUCAAUUACAUUAGCUCUGUGUUUAAACAUUAGCAAUGAAAAAUAUAUAUAUAUCCCAAACAUUGAUUCAUACAGUUGUUGCUUAUUUUUUCAGUUUUAAUGCAUUAUUUGAGUUUUUUUCUUUAUUUUUAUGAAGUCUUUGGUUGUAUGUGUAAAUAUACUGUAAAAGUGACACUAUCUCUAGAACUAAUCCCACCACACUUACUCUAAUGCUCUCUGUAUGUAUGAUGAUGCUCUGCAGUGCUUUGCUUGGUUAAUGUGUAUCUAAAACAUGAUCGCUGGGUCUUAUAACAGUAGAGGGUGAAAGCCCACUGAUGUUAAUCAGGUCGGCACCACUGGCAUUCUACUGUAGCUAUGUUUCAAUAUCCACAUUAGCUUAUAAAUUAUGAUGAAGCAAUAGCAUGCAUUGUAAAUAGUAUACUAGUAUGGUUAAUGAAACACACCCCGACUCUGUGUGUAUGAAUAGAAUGUAGUAGAUUUGAGGUGGAUGAAGUGGGGGUGACAGGUGAAGAGCUCUUGGAGUUGUAGCCCCACGCCCCUCCUUGUUGUGGCAGGUGUAACCUCACACAUGGGGACAGCAGCCACAUCCUCCUGCUACACCGAGACAGGACGUGAAACCCACCCCGUACACUACCCCAAGGCGGCAGGUAGCUUAGUGGUAAAGAGCGUUGUGCCAGUAACCGAAAGGUCGCUGGUUUUAAUCCCCGAGCCG